Molecule: messenger RNA, 3000 nt
Organism: Pichia membranifaciens NRRL Y-2026
Lineage: Eukaryota; Fungi; Ascomycota; Pichiomycetes; Pichiales; Pichiaceae
Exons: 1
Coding region: 115-2697 (860 amino acids)
Biological process (GO): SCF-dependent proteasomal ubiquitin-dependent protein catabolic process
Cellular component (GO): SCF ubiquitin ligase complex
Molecular function (GO): protein binding
Source: RefSeq, a predicted model, not a curated record
AGACACGAGGGGAAAAACACGAGAACUAAAGGGAAAGAGGUCAGUUCUGGGGACGGUGUUUUCAGGAGGCGACUAAUUGACAUCUACACACAACCUGCAUUAACUCGCUUCAAAAUGAAUCAGGAGGGUACCGGUGUAGGACUGUUUAACGAUAUGAAUGGUCAAGGCGGAGAACUUGCUGAAGCUGUCAGUGAUGGCGAAUCGGUGUCAAUCAGCACCAACAAUCUCGUUGUGAUAAACAAUAAUAAAGCUAGUUCUCUAUCCUCAUCAUCGUCAAAUAACAAUAACGAAAACCCCGGUAGCAAUGGCAUUGGCAACAACCUUGGAAAUGGCAAUGCUGAAGAUGAGAUGGACAACGACCCAGACACAGAUAAUGAGCAACAUGCUAGAUCACAGAUUUUGAGAACAAGAGCAAGAGCAAACUCUCAUUCAAACAGCCAGAAAACUAAUCCGGGACGCAAUCCAUCAUUGGUGCAACAGAAUUACGGGGGCCCAAUAUCCUCAUUGCCUCCCGAAAUGCUCUGCUUGAUCUUUUCAUAUAUUCAUUCAAAACCUGAUUUAAUUUCAAUCGCUUUAUCGUGUAAAUAUUGGGCAGAUCUUAUCAUCAGUAUAAUUUGGUUUAGGCCCGGGAUUAAUAACAAGCAUAUCUUUGCAAAAUUAGAGAAGACAAUGAAGUCAUCAGCAAUCGAAACAAUGUGGAACUAUAGGAAAUUCAUCAAGAGACUGAAUUUAUCUUUGAUUCCAAAUUUGGUCAACGAUGAUUUCUUGAAAUUGUUCAUUGGAUGCACAAACCUGGAAAGAAUAACUUUGGUGAACUGUUCCAAAAUAACACAUGAAAGUAUUGCUGGAUUGUUAGAAGGCUGUUCUCGUUUGCAAUCAAUUGAUUUGACAGGAGUUACAGAUAUACAGGAUGAUAUCUAUAUGCAGUUAUCAAUGCAUUGCAAGCGUCUACAAGGGCUAUAUGCUCCAGGUUCUGCUAGUAUAUCGCAGGAGGCAGUUUUGAACCUAAUUUAUAAUUGCCCAUUACUGAAAAGGGUGAAAUUGAGUGACUGCAAUAGUAUAACAGAUGAUGUUGUAUAUGCGCUGGUGAAAAAUUGCCCCAGCUUAGUUGAGCUGGACUUACAUGGUUGUGAACAAGUGACCAAUAAAUCUUUGCAUAUGCUGUUCCUACAGCUUGAAUCACUCAAAGAAUUCAAAAUAUCAAAAAAUCAAAACAUAACAUAUGAAUGUUUUGAGUCACCAAAUGGCUCAAUUCUUUGUCUUGACAAAUUGAGAAUAUUAGAUUUCACACAAUGCUCAAAUAUAACAGAUAAAGCAGUGAUCAAAUUUAUUCAACUAGCACCAAAAUUGAGAAACGUUGUAUUAUCUAAAUGCUCCUCGAUCACUGACGCUUCAUUGAGAGCAAUUGCAACAUUAGGUAAAAACUUACAUUACGUUCAUUUAGGUCAUUGCAGCAAUAUAACAGAUGCGGGGGCAAAAGAGUUGAUUAAAAAUUGUUACAGGUUGCAGUAUAUUGAUUUAGCAUGCUGUAAUCAAUUGACAAAUGCGACUGUAGUUGAAUUGUCAAAUCUACCAAAACUAAGAAGAAUAGGAUUGGUCAAGUGCUCUCAAAUUACUGAUGAAGGAAUAUUAGCAUUGGCAGAGAAUUCAAGAAAUGUUGAUGAUACACUAGAAAGAGUUCAUUUGAGUUAUUGUGUUAAUUUAACAAUUUAUCCAAUAUACAGACUUUUGAGAGCAUGUCCAAAAUUGACUCAUAUAUCCUUGACAGGGAUAUCCCAAUUUUUGAGGCCAGAUAUUACAAGAUUUUGUAGAGAACCUCCUUCUGAGUUCAAUCCGCAUCAGAAAUCUAUCUUUUGUGUCUUCAGUGGUGAAGGUGUCAACUUGCUAAGGAAUCAUUUGAAUCAUCUUAUUCAAACGACAGAAGUAGAAGAUAGGGAGGCAACAGAGAUUCUACAAAUAAUCAACGGUAUCAUAGGUACGACCACUCCUGCAAAUAUGGAUCAGUUUUCAUCUGAUCAGGCUAGAGAAAGAUUCGAGCAUUUUGUAAGUAAUGCAAUGGAUUUUUUACAUGAUUAUGAUGGAAUUGCCAUAUCAGUUGAGACUAUGAAACUAUUCGCCAGAUGCAUAUUUGGAGGGAUACAACAAACACAGGCCACCAGAGUUCAGAGAUUUUUCCAACUAAUGCAUGAUAGGCCUGCAAGAACGAGGAUGAGAGGAAGAUAUAGACAAAUUCAGCUUCAGCAACAACAACAACAACAACAGCAAGAGCGUGAUAGGCUCAGAGAACUGGAACUUGAAAGAUUACGAGCUCGACCUCGUAUUUUAGCUACUCCCGAAGAUAGUGUAAGGUUUAUGUUGGAGCUACAAGCAAGGAAUCCUACCCCUGAGUUUCAUGGAAGCGCAUUGGAAAACGAAAUUAUCAAUAGAAGGUAUAGGACGACAUUGACACCUGCAGAAAUUCGAGGACGCGAAGAGAUGGGGGAAAGGGAGCGUCGAUUUUUAGAAGAGGAGCAGCAAAGAAAUAUAGAGCAGACACAGCGUCUAGCCAUUGCAAGAGAUGCUGGAGUUCUACAAAUGUUUGGUAUGAAUAGUGAAGAGGAAGCUGAAGGUAGACAAUAUGCCAAUAUACCCCCGGAAGCGGUCGAGUUAUUUCGCGAGGACAGUCAGGAUAUAGAUGAAGAAUUUAUGGAAGACUAGAGAUCUUUCCAUGUUUUAUAUGCAUGUAUGAAUGGCAAAAUUCAGUAUUAAAAUAUUAAAGUAUUAAGUUAUUAAAGAAUAAACAUUGUAGAUUAUAUAAUGUAGGAGAAUGUUUGUUUGGAGAUUGUUGUAUAAUCUAUGGUAGGAGGGGUAUUAAACAGCAAUUGGAUAAAAGGUUCUAAAGAUAUAGAAGUAGAUGUUGCUCUGCAACAUGGUAUCAAGUCUUUUUAUUUCCUCUUGCACGUGGACCUGGUUUUCAUGAAGAUCAUCGUUGAAGUUGCCGUUGGCAGCAUCAGAGAUGAC